Messenger RNA from Aspergillus fijiensis CBS 313.89, 1120 nucleotides. RefSeq names its product glycoside hydrolase family 16 protein. The record is from RefSeq and is a predicted model, not a curated record. Gene Ontology annotation, biological process: carbohydrate metabolic process; fungal-type cell wall organization. The coding region runs from base 71 to 1120 and encodes 349 amino acids. The transcript has 3 exons. Lineage: Eukaryota; Fungi; Ascomycota; Eurotiomycetes; Eurotiales; Aspergillaceae. Gene Ontology annotation, cellular component: fungal-type cell wall. Gene Ontology annotation, molecular function: hydrolase activity, hydrolyzing O-glycosyl compounds; glycosyltransferase activity.
CUCACACCAACAUGAAAGCCAAACACACGUGCACUGCGCCUACAGAGGGCCUUGAUUCCGACCCGCCACCAUGCUCCUCCUUCCCCUCCUCUUCAUCCUCGCCACCCUCACCCGGGCAGACGAAACCGACUGCAACCCGCUGAACCAAACCUGCCCGGCCGACGCGGCCCUCGGCACGGCACACACCUGGUGGUUCAACCGCACGCUGGACAGCACCCUGUGGAACAUGACGACCGGCACGCCGGAGUACACCGCGGAGGGGGCGAACUUUUCGAUCCGCAGCGUCAACGGCUCGACGCUGCUGCAGUCGAACUUCUACAUCUUCUUCGGGGUGAUGGAGGCGCACGUCAAGAUGGCGGCGGGGCCCGGGGUUAUCAGCAGCGUGAUACUGCAGUCGGACGACCUCGACGAGAUCGACUGGGAGUGGGUGGGCUACAACACCAGCGCGGUGCAGUCGGACUUCUUCGGCAAGGGCAACACCACCACCAGCGACCGCGGCGGGAUCCAUGCCUGGGACCGCGAGCGGCUCGAGUGGUGGAUCGACGGCCGGCUCGUGCGCACCGUCAACUACUCCGAGCCGCUGACACUGUACGGCCGCAAUUACCCGCAGACGCCCUGUCGUGUCAAGGUGAGCGUGUGGCCCGCCGGCAUCCCGUCCGAGUCGCUCGGCAAUAUCGAGUGGGCCGGCGGCCUGGUGGACUGGGAUGAUCUGCCGUUCACCAUGGCGGUGCAGCGCAUCCGCGUGCAGGACUUUCAUACCGGGAGGGAGUAUCAGUAUACGGAUCACUCGGGGUCGUACGAGAGUAUCAAGGUGGUUAGUGGGAACUCGACGGCGAAAGCGGAGAUCAACAAGACCCCUCAAAAGACUCUGGCGCAGAAGUGGGCGGAUCUACCGACAGCGGCUCAUGUCGGGGUGUACUGCGCCGCCGCGGUUGUCGCCGCGGCGGCCGUGGCGGCGUUCGUGCUCUACUGCAUACGGCAACGGCGUCAGGGGCGGCUGGAGCGGGCGCUGGCUGAAAGCCCCCGGAGCCCAGUCCAGUCGACCGAAAUGGAUACAUACAAGAAGCAGUGGCGGCAGAGCGAAUGGGGACGGCGGGGGUACCAGAAUGUCGAGCAGUAG